Messenger RNA from Nematolebias whitei (Rio pearlfish), 3064 nucleotides. Its product is annotated as solute carrier family 12 member 9-like. The record is from RefSeq and is a predicted model, not a curated record. Gene Ontology annotation, molecular function: potassium:chloride symporter activity. Gene Ontology annotation, biological process: chloride ion homeostasis; chloride transmembrane transport; potassium ion import across plasma membrane. NCBI's taxonomy places the organism in Eukaryota, Metazoa, Chordata, Actinopteri, Cyprinodontiformes, Rivulidae. Gene Ontology annotation, cellular component: membrane.
AUGUCGGAAAGAACUCCGUUAUUACAUUACCGGCUGACCACCAGCACCGGCCCGGAGCACCGGCCGGCAGGUGUGUCCCACCGGACCGGGCUGCGGUCAGGAGGCGGGCGGCAGAGCCCGACCCGGAAGCUCGGGGUGAUGUUCGGAGUGGUCAUCCCGACCUUACUGUCCAUGUUCAGCGUCGUGGUGUUCCUGCGGAUUGGGUUUGUUGUGGGUCAGGCCGGACUGUACCACUCCAUCGCCAUGUUUCUGGUGGCCUAUUUCAUCAUCACAAUGACCGUCUUUUCAAUUUGUGCCAUCUCCACUAACGGGGCUUUGGAUGCCGGUGGUGCCUACUACAUGAUCAGCCGGGCCCUGGGUCCAGAGUUCGGCGGCAGCAUUGGGAUCAUGUUUUUUCUGGCCAACAUUUGUGGCUGUGCUCUUUAUGUUUUGGGUUUAGUUGAAGCCAUUUUGUCCACCUUUGGGGAGCCAGAAGAGGGCGCUGUAGCUGCUGUAGGUUUUCAUCAGGCGCUGCCGUCAGGAUACUGGUGGUGUCUGCUGUACGCCACCAUCCUGCUCUUUUUAUGUUUUGUUGUCUGUCUGGUGGGGGCCGGCAUUUAUGCCAAAGCUACGUUUGUUAUUUUCAUCAUAGUGGUGAUGGUCCUGGUCUCCAUCUUCGUCAGUUUUUUCGUUAUGGAGCCCACGGUGGUGGUUCUACCAGAAACGUCUCUAAUGGACAACGCCAGCAUAUGGACUGCUAAUUAUACUGGCUUCUGGCUCAGCACAUUGAAGGGCAACCUGUUCUCUGAUUACACCGUGGACUACACCACUGGCAGUGUGAUGAAUUUUGCCAGUGUUUUUGCAGUCUUGUUCAACGGCUGCACAGGAAUCAUGGCGGGCUCUAACAUGUCAGGUGAUCUGAAAAACUCCAGCUUUUCUAUCCCCAGAGGAACGCUCGCAGCUGUUUUUACAACCUUCAUCACAUACGGUCUGCUGAGUGUGCUGGCUGCGUGGACCUGCGACCGGUUAGACAUGCAGUUAGAUGCACAUCUGAAAAUGCACGCAGUUCUUGCACAAUUAAACAGCACUUCUCUCAUCACACCUAGUUACCUUCUCCAAAGGGACUACAGUUUUCUGAGCAACAUAAAUGUAUGGCCUCCUAUGGUGACCGUCGGUAUCUACUCCUCCGCUGUGUCUGCUGCCAUGAGCAACCUCAUAGGAGCCUCCAGGAUCCUGUAUGCUCUGUCCAAAGAUGACUUGCUGGGCAGGGCCCUGGCUCUGGCGAAGAAAACCUCUCGAACCGGGAACCCCUGGGUUUCUGUGCUCAUUUCCUGGUUGCUAGUGCAGGUGGUGCUGUUUGCUGGUAAAUUGAACACCAUUGCUGGCAUUGUAACCAUCUUCUUCUUGCUGGUGUACGCUGCUUUAAAUCUGGCCUGUUUAGCUCUUGAAUGGGCCUCUGCUCCAAACUUCAGACCCUCUUUCCGUUGCUUUACUUGGCAUACCUGCACUCUGGGGUUCUUGGGAUGCCUGGUCAUGAUGUUCUUGAUCAGCUCCAUUCAUGCGUUUGCCAGCAUGGCGUUCAUGCUGCUCCUCCUGAUGCUCAUACAUCACCUGGGGCCCAUCAGCAACUGGGGCUUCAUCAGCCAAGCUCUCAUUUUCCAUCAGGUACGCAAGUAUUUGUUGAUGUUGGAUGUACGUAAAGACCAUGUGAAGUUCUGGAGGCCGCAGGUGUUGCUGAUGGUUAAAAACCCUCGCACCUGCACGGGUCUUAUGACUUUCAUCAACGACUUGAAGAAGAGUGGCCUCUACGUGCUGGGGCAUGUGAAGCUGGGAUUGCUUGAUGGUUUGACUUCUGAUCCACUGCAGAGCUGUUAUGACUCUUGGCUGUCCUUGGUGGAUCAUCUAAAGAUCAAAGCGUUUGUUAACCUAACUCUGGCCGACUCUGUCCGACACGGAGUCCAAAAUCUGCUUUUCAUCUCAGGCUUUGGUGGAAUGAGACCAAACACCCUCAUUUUGGGUUUCUAUGAUGAGUGCACACCUGAAGACAAUCUCUCCGAUGAAACUCUUCCAUCUGCAGCCCUUGGCUUGGAUAAAGCUUGUCCAACCAUGGACCCUGGAGAUCAAACCUCCCCCUUCUUUCCUCCUGUACGGGGAGAUGAGGACUCCAAAGACCUGCAGGAAGAGGAAUAUGUGUCUAUAAUUGCUGAUGCUGUAAAAAUGGGAAAGAAUGUAGCUCUGGCUCGUUAUUUCAACCAGUUCAAUCGCAAUGAAAUUUUAGGUUUGGGAAAAAAACUCUGUGUCAAAGAAGGCAUCACAGAGUUAUUUGUGGACGUAUGGCCUCUAAAUCUGCUCAAUCCAGACAGCCACGGGUAUGUCAAUGUCUGCUCGCUGUUCCUGCUGCAGCUGGCCUGCGUGCUUCGUGAAACCCGGGCCUGGAAUCAGGCAAAGCUUCGCCUCUUCCUGUGUGUGGAGGCUGGCUGCAGCCUGCAGAAAGGCGAGAUGAAGAAGGUCCAGAGGAUGCUGAAGGAACUCAGGAUAUCUGCUCAGGUACAUGUGGUGGCUUGGGACCAGGUAGUGGCGCUGCACUGGCAGAGAGGAGGAGGAGGGAGGGGGCAUGAAAACCUGGGGGAGAAUUCACAGGAUGACGACGACGACGAUGAGAGGGUGAGGCAAGAAGGUGAGCAGCAAGAUGCUAUCCAGUCGUUCCCCCACAUAACGUCUCAUUUGACAGAUGAAUUUAUCUGCGCUGUUAACAGCCUGAUCUGCCGACAUGGCUCUCCUAAACCAGCUGUGUGUUUCCUGUAUUUGCCGCACCCCCCAACAGACAUGAGCUGUUAUCACACCUACCUUCAUCAGAUGGACCUGUUGAGCAGGAAUCUUGGUCCAACGUUGCUCGUGCACGGAAUCACUCCUGUGGUCACAACAGACUUCUAACAUUUUAUGCACAACUUCUUAAUUUAUUGACCAGCGUUAAACACUUGAAGGCCUUGUGGCAGCAAAUUAUCCGUAGGUUUAAAACCAGAACACGGAUGCUACCAAACCUGUUUUAUUCUUGAGUUGAGCCCAAAUUUCACAUUUUUUGGAA